CAUAUAUUUUUCAAAAGUAAAAAUAAAAUUGAAUUUAAACACUUAUCGUACAAAAAAUUGGAGGUAUUUUGUAGUUUUACUAAUUUAUACGCUUGUGAUUCUUAUUUGGAAAUUAUGUGUUGCGUCUCUAAAUUUCAGUAGAACAUUUUGUUUUAGCCAUAUGACGAGAAAAUAUAUAAAGUCCAGGAAAGUUUAGUUUUCGAUUGAAAAUUUGUAUGACAUUUCAAUAACGUCACUCGUGAUUAGAGUAAACGCAUAUAUGUACAUAGUUGGUAUGACACAUAACCUAGAAAUAUUUAACUUUCAAAACGAAUUGUGAAAAACGUUUUGAUGUCAUUGUUAAGAUACAACGAAUAUUAGUGAAUAUGUGCAAACAAUAUCAAUACAAUCUUGAUGUUUUGUAGCAUCAAGAUUUAACAAAAAAAUAACUAUUUAUUUCAUAACAUCUUGUACAUACAGAAAAAUAUACGAGCAAUAUAAAUCAGUAUACGUUUCAUUGUGUAUUUAAAAAAAAACAGGUUUUUAGUGAAUUAAUUGUGACUAGUGUAAACGUAUCUACAAAUAUAUUCUUUUUCUCAUACUUUAAGUUUGAUGCUUCUAUUAAAUAAUAAUCUUGAUAACUUUCAAACAAACAUUUAAUUAAGGAAAUUGUAAUGAUUCGAAUAAGUUUUCUGUUUGAGAGGAUGUAUUUACAAAAUAAUUUAUUUAAAGAUUAUUAUCUAAAUAAAAUUAUUAUUAACGGAAAGCAACAACAAUAAUUCUAAAUUAUAUGGGAGAAGCUUGGAAGGGAUUAUUUCAAUGCCAUGUAAGGAAGUUUAUUGUUUGAAGUUGAUAAUCAUGGACGAAAGGAGGGUAGCAGAUUACUUUGUCAUUGCUGGUUUACCUGGUCAAGACAAUGAUUUUGAUAGCGACAAUGAAAGUCAAGAAAAAUUAGAAGAUUGGUAUCAAGAAGGAACGCAUGUCAAAGACAUGCAUAUGAAAGCUCCAAUUACUGAUCUUGCCAUUAUAUUCCCUGCAUUAGGUGAACAGUGUCCAGAUGGGUAUAUUUUGUUAGAAAAUACUGUUACAGGGUUACCUGCUGAUUUAAACCAUGGAAGUUUGAGAACAAAUGAAUGUUAUUUAUGUUACCGGAGAGGACGAGACAAACCUCCUUUAGUUGAUAUAGGCGUAAUAUAUGAUGGCAAAGAACGUAUAAUGCAAGAUGCAGAAAUGGUGUUGGAAACUCCAAAGGGAUACGUAGCAAAUGUGAAUAAUUCAACAUCAAGAAUAUUUGUGACAUUUAGACGUGCAAGUCGUAAAAUGCCAUGCAAUUCUUUAGUUGUGACAGAUAUAUGUGUUAUCCUAACAAAUAAAGGAGAAACUCCUCCACAUGCGUUUUGUGUUAUCAAUAAAAAUUUGAACAAAGGCAUGUUGGGAAGCGAUGUAUUUUUAUGCUACAAGAAAUCUAUGAAUCGUGCAAAUUUAAUAUCAUUUAAACCUGCUGUACUGUAUAAAUACCCAAUGGGAGAUUAUAGCAGUUUUGGUUUUCCAAACUCUGUUGCAAUGUUCUGCUUACCAAUGGGAGCAACAGUAGAAUGCUGGCCCAAAGUGGCAUGUAAACCUAAACCAGUGUUUUCGACAUUUGUCUUGACAGUUGCUGAUGCAGCCCAAAAAAUAUAUGGUUCUGCAAUAACAUUUUAUGAAGAAUUCGAAGUAGAAAUGGAUACUCAAAGAAAUACGAAAGAAAAUCAACCAGUUGAAGAAUUCAUGGAGAAUUUGAAGAUUUCUGUUGAACAUGCAGAAGUUGACAAUCAGCAACUGAAAAUGAGAACACUUAAACAGUGUGGAAUACUUAAGAAACUUACCUUACUACAAUUGGAAAAGUUGCAAUAUACAGACCCCGUCACACAAUCUUUAAAUAUUAGUAAAUCUAUAUGCAUACUAUCUCAUUGGCCAUUUUUCGACACGUUUGAGAAAUUUUUAGUUUACCUGCAUAGCAUGGUCAAUAACAAACCCCAAAACGUUCCUAUUGAAAAAUACAUAGCAUAUUUUUUGUACGAUAUACCGUUCCCAAGUCCACAAAGACCAAGAAUUCAAAUACAAUUAAAUAGUAAGAACAGAUUGAUUUUAACGCAACCAGAAGAUUUAGCACUACCUAGGUCUGGUGCGAGUUUUCGGCAGUUACUCAUCAAUUUAGGACCUGAUAAUUGUUUACUCAUAUUGUUGCUAAUCUUAACUGAACAGAAAAUACUUGUACAUUCGCUACGUCCUGAUGUACUUACAUCAGUGAGUGAAGCUAUUGCUAUGAUAUUAUUUCCAUUUAAAUGGCAGUGCCCAUAUAUACCUCUAUGCCCCUUAGGCUUGGCAGAGGUUCUGCAUGCGCCAUUACCAUUUUUAAUUGGCGUGGAUUCAAGAUUUUUUGAUUUGUACGAUCCACCCGCAGACGUUAAUUGUGUAAAUUUGGACACGAAUAAUAUAGCGAUUUGUGACGAUAAAAAAUAUUUAAAUAUAAAAUUGUUACCCAAAAAAGCAGCCAGACAGCUUAGAAAUUGGUUGGAACACCUCUAUUCGAAGUUGAUUUCAUUAGGAAAGAGUUAUUCGUCUAUGAAAGAUAUGGACGAUGAAGAGUUUAGUGUUGAUAAAGAAUUUCAACAAAAACGAAAAGAACAAGCUUUAGAGCUUGAAAUACAAGAUGCUUUUUUACGAUUUACUGCUACUAUAUUAAAAGGAUACCGUGCUUUCUUACUACCAAUUACAAAAGCACCAACAGUUGGUUCAACUGAUCCAACCAGUUUGUUCAAUAUACAAGCUUUUCUCAGAAGUCGGGACAAGGCUCAUGCAAAAUUUUAUAGUAUGUUAGUAAAGACGCAAAUGUUCAUAAGAUUUAUAGAAGAAAGAAGUUUCGUAUCUGACAUGGAUAUGGCGGGUUUAGCUUUUUUUGAUGAAUGCACCGAACGCAUUGAAGAAGAAAAUGUGCCACUUUUGGAGUUGGACGAAUCUCAGCACAGCGAACGGACUGUUUUCAUACCUCCGCCUGAAGCAGGACCAAAUCAGUCACCAAUUGCAUACCGCACGUUUAAAUUAAAUCACGACUUGAUAAGACCGCAGAAACAUUUCAAUGUAAAAAACACAAAUUUAUGUGCCUUUGGAAUAAUACCAGGUAGUCCUAUGGCACGCAGAACCAAACAUGAAAUUAAAGUGGCACAAAGGAUGGCACGUAAACAAGCAGCAAUGCCAGAUAGGUGGGGUAGAUGUCUACUUGGAACCUGUUAUAGUCUUUGGUUCUUGCAUUUGCCAGCUAUGUUACAAGUGUCUAACCAACCGGCUGCGAUUUUACAUCAGGCCUAUGAUUUACUAGUUAAAAUGCCGAAAUUAAAUCUUGAACCAAUUGAAGAAGUUUGUUACAGAGCUAUGAUGCAACUUUGCGGUGUUUACGGACAACCUGUACUAGCAGUAAAAUUAUUAUUUCACAUGAAACGUAGCGGUGUUCAACCAAAUGCUCUUACAUAUGGGUUUUAUAACAAGGCUGUACUUGAAGCAACUUGGCCAUCUGACGUAACUAAUUCCAGUCAAUUGAUGUGGAACAAACUAAGAAACGCUAUAGUUGGAGCAGCUUUAUUUAAAGAAGCUGGUAAAAAAAGUGCUAAAAGAAGAUUAAGUUCAACUGCAGAUUUAUUAACCGUUGAUGGUAAACUUGCAAAUAUGGAACAUGCAUUUUCUAGAUCUAGCCUUGAUAGUUCGCAUUCUCAAGACACAGAAGCUGCACACAGCGAUUCGACUAAAGGAAGUUCAACAACGGAUUUACCGGACUACGGGCCUCUAGAAAUGAGAAAGCUUCCACGACAAAAUAGUAUUGUUAAAGAUACAGCAGCAUUAAAUGUUAUACACGCAGAAGAGUUUAAUAAUUUGGCGAUGACACAGAGGUUGAUUCGGAACUUAGAAUCGCCGUUAAAAAGUCCCAUACGCACGCCAGUUACAGAAAAUGAUCCGCUAGGUGCUCUAAUUAACGAUGAAACACCAAUUGUCUCACCUUCCGAAGAGAAUGAUUCAAACUGUUCGACAUGUACUUUGACAGUCUUUAAUAAUGUUGAAGAACGGGCGGGAGGACCGCUUUUAUUUCGAAGCAAUGUCUUGCCUCGUAGCGCAACAUUUCACCAAACCGUAGAUGAAAGUGAUGUAGCAAUAGGCGGCCAUUUGCAAAGAAGUGAAACAAUGCCUUAUUCUGUGGCACAGCAAGGCGAACAAGAUAAAGAAAGAGAAAGACUAGAAAUAAGCAGUCUUUGGUCUCAAAAGGAUAGCGUUACCUCGAGUCUGUCAAAUCUAGGCUCUAGUUUGAAGCUGAGUUUCGGCUCGACUAGUCUGACUGGGAAAAAAUCUAAUGAAAUAAUAUUAGGUGGCCUAAAUAGCUUAAAAUCGGCUGCUACGACAGUAGCAAAAAAGUUUGAUGAAAUUAAAGAAGCUAUUUCUGCAACUAGUACACCAGUAAAACUUAAAGAACGUGAAUAUAAAAUAACACAUGGAGCAUCGCAUGAAUCGUUGGAUUCCAUGACAGACGGAUCUGUUCAAGAUCGAACCGAAGCUCUUAGAAUAUCUGGAGACGGAAAUAUAGAUCCUUAUACAUUGUGUGAUUUGGCCGAAAAUUUAUAUCCAAAAGGUUCAAGAGAAUUGGAUGAACGAAUUGCUAUUGAACUUGUGCUCUCUAGUGCUAGUAGAUGUCAUCAUUGUGCCUCUAUACUCUAUGAUGAAGAAAUAAUGGCUGGUUGGCAACCAGAAGACUCAAAUUUAAAUACGGUCUGUCAAUAUUGCGACAAAGCGACAGUACCUCUACUUACUAUAACAAUAUUAGAUUACAGAUGCGAGAAAAAUGAAAGAAAAAAUGACCCUCUAAUGGGAGCACUAGUUGAACUUUUGGAUAAACCGAAAGAAUUAUUAGAACCCACCACAGUGCCAUAUUUAAAUCCUCUUGUUUUAAGAAAGGAACUAGAAAGUGUCUUAAGUCAAGAAGGUGAUUCUUGUCUUACAAAACAUAAAUUUAUCGAAGAACAUCCAAUAGUAUAUUGGAACCUUAUAUGGUACUUUGAAAGGAUUAAUUUAACAAGUCAUCUCCCAGAUUUAUGGUUGAAUAAUGAUAAGAAAAAGGAUCAAAUAAAUUAUGGUGCAGUAGGUGUUAAAACUAUGUGGGACAACGAAAGACUUCAUAUGGAUCGUUUACCCAUGUACCUUCAAUGGAAGCUCAAUAUUACAGAGGAUAAAACGUUAAUGCAGUUAGUAAUUACGAACGUUCGUCGAAACGACUUAGCAGAACCUAUAAAAAGAGUGGCCUUAGAGAGAAGCAGAAAUCAAGCACCUGACCAACCCCUAUUUUCUAUAUAUCGAGAUAUAUUGUUUUUAGCAUUUACCGUUUUGGGUAGAGGAAAUAUUGAUCAAGGUGUUUUCGACAAAGAAUAUACUUUAUCACUAGAAAGAUUAACGGAAGAAGAACAAAAGCUGUUGUGUAAAAUUGAUGCUCCGCCUUCAAUGAUGUCAAUAUUCUGCAGACAUUACUUUAAGCAACUCAGCGUGUAAAAAUAAUGCAAACGGUGUAAUAUAUUGUGAAAAUGACUAGAUUAUCAUGGAAAUUAUUAUAGAUUCAUCUGUUCAAGUGCGAUUUCAAUGUGAAACAAUUUAUGUAUCCUUCAAAAAUUAAUAGCGAAUCAAUUAUUUUAGAUAAAUGUGUACGAAUUAUUAUGUUUCAAUCGCUAAAACUUUUAUUUUUUAACAAAAUAACCGAGAGGACACUCGACGUCACAAACUCGCUUGUGGAAUAAUACAAUUUUCAUGUUUAAAAUAUAUAAUUACUAUAAAUAAUUUUUUAUUUUGAAAAUAGUUUGCGUAUAUACGUUUUCGCGCAUAUAAUUUCUUAUGUUAAUGUGAAUAUUCUUAGUUGUAUCGAUGAACGUGAUAUUAAAGAUCGUUCAGUACCAAAGAAACUGACUUGAUCGUAAAACUAUAAAUUUAAUUGCUUUAAUAUAAAUUCACGCAUUAUAUGAAUAGCGCAAUCGUAAUUUUCAAUGUACGAAUUACAUACUUGGUAUAUUUCUACCAACGUUUUGAUCAUCAAAUACUGAUUAAAUGACCACGAUUGUGUUUCGAACAAAGCGAACUAUAACGUAACUCAACGUUCAUAUAAUAUUACAAAAGACAAUAUUCAUUUUCUGAUUUUUUAAGCGGAACAGUUAAAUAAUUCGUGACAAAUAUAAUUCAAUCAGUAAUUUACAUGUUCACGAUGAAAAGUGCUGUUCACACUCGUAGCAUAGACUUUCAUUUGAUAUUUACCAUAGUAAAUUAAUGCUUUUUUAAGUUACAGUUCAAAUUUACAUUACAUAGACAUUAUUGUAUCCAAGAAAAUAAAAGCUUUCUAUCCUAAAAUUGCAACAUAAUGAUUUUUAAAUUAUUGUUUACGAUUAAAAAUGGAUAUUUAUUUUUUCCUUUGCAAAAUACGAUGU
Colletes gigas is the source of this 6464-nucleotide messenger RNA. RefSeq names its product DENN domain-containing protein Crag (gene Crag). Gene Ontology annotation, cellular component: cytoplasmic vesicle. Gene Ontology annotation, biological process: regulation of Rab protein signal transduction. Gene Ontology annotation, molecular function: protein binding. NCBI's taxonomy places the organism in Eukaryota, Metazoa, Arthropoda, Insecta, Hymenoptera, Colletidae. The record is from RefSeq and is a predicted model, not a curated record. The coding region runs from base 799 to 5544 and encodes 1581 amino acids. The transcript is spliced from 20 exons.